Molecule: messenger RNA, 801 nt
Organism: Drosophila teissieri
Lineage: Eukaryota; Metazoa; Arthropoda; Insecta; Diptera; Drosophilidae
Exons: 2
Coding region: 107-436 (109 amino acids)
Source: RefSeq, a predicted model, not a curated record
UAAUAUUAGUUCAGUUGGCAGGAGAACAUCACUGCCGAACGAAAAAAUAUAAAUCGCCAACACACAAUCAUGAGUUAUCACCAAAACAACAGAAACGCGGCUGCAUAUGACCACUAUGGUUUCGCCAAUGCGGACAAUCGGACUGAAGACAAUUUGCGGAGCUCCCAUUCGCAGGCUUUCAGGCCAAUCGGAUCAGGCCAACUGCAGGAGAAAAUAUGGAUUUCGAUCUUAUGAACUUCGUCUCACAGCCCAACGGGACUGGUUUUGUGAUGCCACCAAAUCCGCAGACUCCAGCAGUGCCUGUUGCUCCAAAUGUACCAAUACGAUCAAUCGGAAUAUUACCUUUCCGCCUCCAGCCAAGCGUACUUACACGAAGAGAGCCAACAAGGCCAUGAACAUAUUUGUAUUCAGGGCCUUGUUGGCUCUCUUCGUGUAGGAGACGAAAAGAGCCAACAAGGCCCUGAAUACAAAUAUACUUCCCAAAAAUCAUACCGACGUCUUGGUGCCAGAACCCACUAUACCAAUUCAACUGGGUGAGCCCCUGGGAACUGAUACUGGGAUCCCACCGAUUCAGCAGAAUUUAACCGUACAACCGAUCGACAAGGUGAUCAAACCCAGAGCUCCCAGAAAAGCACCUGCUAAGAAGGUGCCCCCUCAGGAAUCGGGCACGGAUAUAGGAACUGAGAUAUCGCCGGAAAGAGAAGCUGCUCAUUUCGUUUCCCUCUUUGUAUCUUUUUAUCUUUGUGUAUCUUUUUAUGGACCAGCGCUUCUACACUGAAUAAAUUCCAUUCCUGGUUUCAA